Molecule: messenger RNA, 9470 nt
Organism: Astyanax mexicanus (Mexican tetra)
Lineage: Eukaryota; Metazoa; Chordata; Actinopteri; Characiformes; Acestrorhamphidae
Gene: kcnj9
Product: potassium inwardly rectifying channel subfamily J member 9
Exons: 8
Coding region: 508-2031 (507 amino acids)
Biological process (GO): potassium ion import across plasma membrane; regulation of monoatomic ion transmembrane transport
Cellular component (GO): plasma membrane
Molecular function (GO): G-protein activated inward rectifier potassium channel activity
Source: RefSeq, a predicted model, not a curated record
CAGUAUCUCUCUCUCUCCGGUGGUGAACCACGCUCUCCAGAUCCUCCGGUCUCUCUGAGAGGUAGGUAGCGGUGAAGCGCCUCCAUUUUACCCGCCUGGCGGACGGCUCCCCCCCGGAGCCCGCAGCGCGCUCGCCGGUCAUCAGGCGGACAGGCUGCCGCGGUGCGGAUCACGCUCCCCGCCGGGGGAAGACGGACGCGCUCCUCCCCAGACAGAAGCGGCGCCGAGCGGAGACAUGACGGGGGCUUUCAGCACGCCGUGAUCCGCAGGAGCGGGAGGUGCUGAGGAAGGCCAGCCGGGGUUAACAGCAUCAGAGCCGGGCAGGACUGCGGAGAGAGCGGCGGGCAGGGCUGCGGAAGCGGAUUGGAGCUGACGAGCUUCUGCUGCUGAGAAUAAUAUACCAGGAGAGAUCAUUAACACAUUGAGACCGUCCAUCCGCCCACCAGCACCCGUACGCCAGCACCAGCCUCAUCACAUACACACACUCACACACACACACUCGCACAGAUGGCGCUGGAAAACUCCACCUUCUCCUCCCGGCCCGAGUCCCUGUCUCUGCCCGUCCCGGAGAAAGGGGAGGAGCCUGCGGAGGAGGCUAAAGAAGAUGCUCCUCCUCCCACAGGCGUGUUUAACGUGUCGGAGGAGCUCGGUCACGUGGUGACCACGGAGACGUCCCCGGCCCCGCAGCCGCCCACCAGCAACAACAUGUCCUUCCAGGACAAGAUGGCCGCCCGGGAGGCCCAAGCCAAUCAGCCCCGGAAGAAGCUGCAGGGGGCGGGGCAAGAGCGGGGGAAGUUCGGCUGGGGGCGCAGUAAGCGUAAGCGUAAGCGUCAGCGCUACGUGGAGAAGAACGGCCGCUGUAACGUACAGCACGGGAACAUGCGGGAGACGUACCGCUACCUGACCGACAUCUUCACCACCCUGGUGGAUCUGAACUGGCGCUGCUCGCUCUUCGUCUUCGUCAUGGCCUACGCCGUCACCUGGCUCUUCUUCGGAGCGAUCUGGUACCUUAUUGCGUACUGCAGGGGAGAUCUGGAUCAUCUUCAGGAUGAUACGUGGACACCGUGUGUGGAUAAUGUUAAUAGUUUUAUCUCGGCGUUUCUCUUCUCCAUCGAGACCGAGACCACCAUCGGUUACGGGCAUCGCGUCAUCACCGACCAGUGUCCUGUAGGCACCAUGCUCCUGCUGCUGCAGGCCAUACUCGGCUCCAUGGUCAACGCCUUCAUGGUGGGCUGCAUGUUUGUGAAGAUCUCUCAGCCGAAUAAGCGUGCGGAGACGCUGGUGUUCUCGCGGAACGCGGUCAUCUCUCUGAGGGACGAUAAGCUGUGUCUGAUGUUCAGAGUCGGAGAUCUGAGAUCUUCACACAUCGUCGGAGCCAACAUGAGAGCCAAGCUCAUCAAAUCCAAACAGACUCAAGAGGGUGAGUUUAUUCCUCUGGAUCAGACGGAUAUCAGCGUGGGAUUCGAGACGGGGGACGACCGUCUCUUCCUCGUGUCUCCGCUGGUCAUCUCUCACGAGGUCGAUUCCCGCUCUCCGUUCUGGGACAUGUCUCAGUCCCAGCUGGAGAAAGAAGACUUUGAAAUAGUUGUUAUUCUGGAGGGCAUGGUGGAGGCUACAGGUAUGACGUGUCAGGCUCGGAGCUCCUACCUGGCGGAGGAACUGAUGUGGGGUCACAGGUUCAGCCCGAUGAUGUCAUUGGCUGAGGGGUUCUUUGAUGUGGAUUAUGGAGCAUUUCAUCACACUUUCGAGGUGGACACGCCCUCCUGCUCUGCUCGAGAACUGGCAUUGGCCGCCGCCCGAUUGGAGGCUCACCUCUAUUGGUCCAUCUCCAGUCGGCUGGACGAAGAGAAGUGGGAGGGGCCUAAUCUGACUGACCAAUCAGGAAAGCCCACGGAUUCUGAAUCCGUCAGCGGAAAAGAAGGAGGCGGUCCGACGUUUAUUGUGGGCGGAGUCACGGAAACCCCGGAGCAGUCGGUCGUGGGGGAACAGAACGGCAGCGUGACCACAGACCAGUCCGAGUCGGAGGCUUAGAGAGAGCGACGGCGCGAGAGAGCGACGGCGCGAGAGGGUUUUUUAGAGUUAGAAACAGAUAUUAAUACUAUAUUACACUUAGACUCGAUUGUGAAACAAUCCAUGCCUUCUUCUUCAACUUUAGCCGUUUAGUCGCUAAUGUAUAGCAUAGAAUACUUUUCCCCAACGGGGAAAUCUUACUCAUUACUGCUCUUUUAUUUGAUUGGUUGAUUGGGGUUGAUAUCAGACGUCUGAAACGGUGUUUUUAACGUAUGAAAUUUAAUCCAGAAUGCAGUUUCACUGUUCACACACUGUUCUACACACUGAAAUUACACAGGGUACGCUUUAUCGCAGUUGUUGGAAGCUCCAUGCAUCUUUAAUUUCUUCUUCAUAUAGAUCCUGUUACACUGAUGCAGAUCCUCAACCAGCGUUCACCAGCAUUCCUCCAGCCUUUAUUUAUUCUGCUUCUCACUACAGGUUCUGUACGCCCACUUUUCCACUGCAGGGCUGUGAAAGGUUCUUAAAACAUUGAAAAAGAUGAUGAGUAAAAUUUAAAAAGUAAAAAAAAGUUUAGCAACUUUCUGCAUUUGCUUUUUUUUCAAAUAAAUUUAAUUUCAGAUAAAUUUAAGUAACCUCAACUCGCUUUCAAGACUUAAAAAGAGUUACACAGAGUAAAUAAAUGAACUGAACUUCAGUCAAUCCUUUCUUUUAGUAAACUUUACUUCAUUUUUGCAUAAAAAUAUUACCAAAUUACAAUUACUUAAUUUAUACAAUAUUACUGAAAUGUUAAUAUUUUUAGUUAAAACACACAUUCAAAUAUUUACAUAAUCUCAAAUAUUUAUUUUGUCUCAACACAUGGAUGACAUGUAAUAUUGUUUUUAGGUAACUAAAGAGUUAAGUAAAGUUUACUAAAAAAAAGAAUUGAUUAAUUAAAAAAUAAAUAGAGUAAAGUUUACUAAAAGAAAGGAUUGAUUCAGUAAAAAUAAAUGAAGUAAAGUUUACUAAAAGAAAGGAUUGAUUCAGUAAAAAUAAAUGAAGUAAAGUUUAAUAAAAGAAAGGAUUGAUUCAGUAAAAAUAAAUGAAGUAAAGUUUACUAAAAGAAAGGAUUGAUUCAGUAAAAAUAAAUGAAGUAAAGUUUACUAAAAGAAAGGAUUGAUUCAGUAAAAAUAAAUGAAGUAAAGUUCACUAAAAGAAAGGAUUGAUUCAGUAAAAAUAAAUGAAGUAAAGUUUACUAAAAGAAAGGAUUGAUUCAGUAAAAUAAAUGAAGUAAAGUUUACUAAAAGAAAGGAUUGAUUCAGUAAAAAUAAAUGAAGUAAAGUUUACUAAAAGAAAGGAUUGAUUCAGUAAAAAUAAAUGAAGUAAAGUUUACUAAAAGAAAGGAUUGAUUCAGUAAAAAUAAAUGAAGUAAAGUUUACUAAAAGAAAGGAUUGAUUCAGUAAAAAUAAAUGAAGUAAAGUUUACUAAAAGAAAGGAUUGAUUCAGUAAAAAUAAAUGAAGUAAAGUUUACUAAAAGAAAGGAUUGAUUCAGUAAAAAUAAAUGAAGUAAAGUUUACUAAAAGAAAGGAUUGAUUCAGUAAAAAUAAAUGAAGUAAAGUUUACUAAAAGAAAGGAUUGAUUCAGUAAAAAUAAAUGAAGUAAAGUUUACUAAAAGAAAGGAUUGAUUCAGUAAAAAUAAAUUUGGUCCUGCAGUGGAAAAUAAGCUUAAUUAACCUGUAAAUGGGAAAAACAGGCGUGUUUAAAGGCACCCUAAACCCUCUGGGGUCCACAAACUCAUCAGCCACCUCAAUAUUUCUAUUAAUAUCUUUGAGACGUACAGCACAAAAAUACAUUUAAUAUUUUAUAAAUCCUAAGAACUGACAGAGCGCUAGCAACCAAACAGUGUCAGAGCUAACUGAGCAGUAGUGAUACUAACUGAGUGGUAGAGAUGCUAAUGGAACAGUUUAAUAGCUAACUAAUGAUUACUGAUGCUAACUGAGCAGUAGGGAUGCUAACUGAGUGGUAGAGAUGCUAACUGAUCUAUAGUAAUGCUAACAGAAUGGGGUCAUCGCUAAUUGAGCGGUAGUGAUGCUAACUGAUCAUUACUGAAGCUAACCGAGAAGUAGUGAUUCUAACCAAGCAGUAGCAAUGCUAACUGAGCGGUAGUGAUGCUAACGGAACAGUGUCAGAGCUAACUGAUCAUUACUGAUGCUAACCGAGCAGUAGUGAUUCUAACCAAGCAGUAGCAAUGCUAACUGAGCGGUAGUGAUGCUAACGGAACAGUGUCAGAGCUAACUGAUCAUUACUGAUGCUAACCGAGCAGUAGUGAUGCUAACUGACCGGUAGUUAUACUAAAGGAACAGUGUUAUAGCUAACUGAGCAGUAGUGAUGCUAACUGACCGGUAGUUAUGCUAACGGAACAGUGUUAUAGCUAACUAAGCAGUAGUGAUGCUAACUGAGUGGUAGAGAUGCUAAUUGUAUAGUUUCAUAGCUAACUAAUUAUUACUGAUGUUAACUGAGCAGCAGGGAUGCUAACUGAUUGGUAGUGAUGCUAACAGAAUGCAGUCAUUGCUAACUGAAUGCUAGUGAUGCUAACUGAGCGGUAGUGAUGCUAAUGGAACAGUGUCAGAGCUAACUGAGCGGUAGUGAUGCUAAUGGAACAGUGUCAGAGCUAACUGAGCGGUAGUGAUGCUAAUGGAACAGUGUCAGAGCUAACUGAUCAUUACUGAUGCUAACCGGGCAGUAGUAAUGCUAACUGAGUGGUAGAGAUUCUAAUGGAAUAGUUUCAUAGCUAACUAAUUAUUACUGAUGCUAACUGAGCAGUAGGGAUGCUACCUGAGCAGUAGUGAUGCUAACAGAUGGAUGCUAACAGAACGGUGCGAUAGCUAACUGAGCAGUAGUGAUGCUAAAAGGACAGGGGUUAAAUUUGAUGCAUAUACAGAAGGAAAAUAGCUCAUUUUAUUGUAUUAUCAGAACUGUGUUAAUAACUGAAUCACUUUGGGGUGGAAUUCGAGUUUUUGGCGAGUUUGUGGACUCAGAGGGUUAAAAUCAGUAAUAUAAAUCACACAGCAAUCGUCUGGAUGUUAAAUUUACAGUCUCUUGUGCUCGAUGUUGAGUUUUUUUCAGUGUAAAUGUAGAUUUAUUAAUCUUUACCUUUCAGCGGAUUAACUUGUUAAAUACUGUCUGUAUAUAAACGUAACCGAGUCCAUCACUUUACAGAGUAAGAGCUGAUCCGGGGUCAGCGUGGAGCUUUAGGUGGUGCCUUUUUUAGAAUAUUCUGGACUCAGAUAGACGUGAUCAUAUAGCUAUAAUAUAUAAAUAUAUAUACUAACCAAUGAUAUAACUACUAUAGAUUAAUCGUGGUAAAGUUACUGCUCGAGUCCAGGUUAAACUGCUUGAGUCCUGCAUUAAAGGGAGUAAAGGGAGUUUAUCUGUUUAGAUAAGUUUUUUAGAUGUAAAAAAAAUCAUGAUAUAAAAUUUACAGUGAUGGAAACAGACGUCCAGGAACAUUAAAUUCAUCAAAAGCCCAAAAUAUACUGUACUGACUGUCUGCUGUAGCAGGAGGGAAUUCGGACACGCCCUCAUCAUUAACAUGCGCCAGCGCCGCUCGCAUAAACACACACAUUUAAAGUUAGCGAAGUUCUGAGCUGAUCAUGAAGUCAUUAUUCUCUCUGAUUGUUAAAUUUACCCUGUUUAAAAGAUAAUCCUAAAAUGAAUGAUCUAAUUUACCUGGAGAAAACCUGAAAUUAACAGCGUACACCGGCUCACAGUGUUGCCAGAUUGGGUGGUUUCAUGUCAAAUGUCAAGUUGUGUCUGAAAUUGUCUGGAGGAAACACUCUGAUUUGACGUGUUGAAGUGUUACCAAGUGUGAGAGUUCGGAAAUUGAACUCAUCAGUGUUGUAGAUAUCUAAAAAGACAGAGCUCUUAGUCUUGCUGAUGGAAAGGGUACUCAUCAGUGUUUUAGAUCUCAGAAAAAAAGACAGAGCUUUUAGUCCUGCUGAUGAAAAGGGUACUCAUCAGUGUUUUAGAUCUCAAAAAAAAGACAGAGCUUUUAGUCCUGCUGAUGGAAAGGGUACUCAUCAGUGUUUUAGAUCUCUAAAAAGACAGAGCUUUUAGUCCUGCUGAUGGAAAGGGUACUCAUCAGUGUUUUAGAUAUCUAAAAAGACAGAGCUUUUAGUCCUGCUGAUGAAAAUUUGAAUUUUGGUUCGUAUGUCCUAUGAUACAAUGCAUAAAACACAUAUAUAAUACAAACAUGAUGAUGAAAGCGUUGUAACAGUUAAACAUGUUUUUUUUUAACGUAAUUAGUGAUAUUAUUUAAGAUAUUUAAGGUAUUUUAGUUUAUUUAAGAUGAUAUGAUCGAUGAACAUCAGCUGUUUGGGUGUUUUUCUCAGUAUUUUGGCAGAUUUGAAACACGUUUUACCCUGUGAAUUGGUUUUAUUUGAAUCCCUCUGUAACAAUCUGGCAACCCUGAUGGCUCGGCGUCCGCUUCGUUUGUUCGGCUGUCUGUCGCUUAGUAGCGAGACUCGCAAUGCAUUCUGGGACACGUUUAGCUCGCUUAGUAAGCAGCGAUGUUUACUAUAAAUCAUGAUGCAUUAUGGGAGUUUAUAGUGCCCUCAAAAUCACGUUCGAAUUCCCCCUUACGAUUCAGACAAACAAAGUAAACAAAACUGUAAUGUUUUAUAAUCGUGUAGUGUGAACCAGGGAGGGACAUGACACUCCAGUACUGUGAUUGGACGGCAGUGAUAAUACCCAUAUAACCCUUAUAUUUAGAUUCUCAGUGCAUAUAAAUACAUUUGUUGUUACCCACUAAACUUAAACCACUCCCCCUCUGUUCUGUCGAUUUCUGAUUGGAUAUUUAAAGGCGUACUCAGGAUAAGGAUACAGACUAUUGUUUAUUCCUCUCUCGAUUAUUUAAGCACAGCUAAUGAAAAUUAAUAUUGUACGUAUUUAUUUAUUUAUUUUAUAUUUAUUUAUUUAAAUUAAGCAUAAUAGUAAGAGUUCUUUCAAUACAGGAAAAAAGUUGUUUAUGAAUGUUGAUUGCUUUAAUCACAUAUAUUGAUCUAAUUCAAAGCCAGGUUGUGUUGAGAGCUGAAGUUUGCGGCAGUAUGAACGAUCUGUGGAAGGUUGAUAGCAUUUGUAAAAAUAAAAAUGUGUAAUAACAGCAUUUCAAAGUGUAAUAUCUGUCAAAAAAUAUAUAUUUUAAAACUCCUCCCUUUAGAAUGUAUUAUUACGUAAGAGAGAAACUUCCUGCAAUACACUUUCCCCUCUGCCUUUCUGUUUCUUGUUACAGUUCUACGUCCCACCACUAGGGGCAGGCUAUAUGACUAAAUAUGCUAUUACAUGUCAAAAUACACUUUUUUGAGUAUAAAAAAUAUUCUGAAAAUAUACAUUUAUUUUAUCCCGUUUUCUACCCAAUUUACAAGGCCAAUAGCCCAACCCACUCAUUAGGGAGGAAAGCGCAGCGACUUGAUUCUGAUACAUCAUCUCACAGACGCAGCCUUGUGCUGAUCCACAUCACCCUAGGAGUGAUGAGGGGAAAGAGAAGAGCGCCAUCUACUGUACUGUACCCACCCAGAGAGAGAGCAAGACUAACUGUGCUCUCUCUCGGGACUCCGGCAGCUGAUGGCAAGCUGCAUGACCAGGAUUCGGACCAGCAAUCUCCAGAUCAUAGUGGCAGCGGGAUCACUUGAAGCCGCAUAUUCUGAACUUUUAAUAUCAAUGUUUUAAAUUCCAGCUUAUGCUCUGUUUGCAUCAGCAGCCGGAGUCUGAGAGAGAGUGAUAGGUGAUGCUGUUUCUCUCUGGGUGGGUACAGUAGGUGGCACUCUCCCUCCUCAUCACUGCCGUUGUGAUGCUGGUGAGUGCAGGUGUGUUUCCUCUGAGUGCACUGAGAUUCCACCUGUUGAUUUUGUGUUGAUUGGCUGCAGGUGUAGAGGGGGCGGAGUCUGGCUUCACAUGUAUUGGAGGAGGCAUGCAUUUGUCCUGAUCUUCCAAAUUAACGGAAAGAAUUGAAAUUGAUAAAGGAUAAACCUAAAAAUGAAAAAAAAGAAAGAAAAGAAAUGCUUUUAAUAUGACAGCGACAUGAUUUUUUUCGACAUAAUAGGUUUUAAUAAAACAUGCAGAAGGUCACAGAACUUUAAAGGAGAACUCCAGUGUGAAAUGGAAUUUGGAUGUAUUUAUUAAAACAUGAUAAAAAGUUCUUACCUUUGUUGAAUAGCCCACCUCUGCUUUCCUGCAGCUUUCUGAGAUCCAGUAUUUUGUCAAAUUUUUGCCCAAACAGACUUUAGAAUUGGUUUAAAUGGGGCAUACUUUGCCCCUGCAGAUAAAUAACUUUCUCCACUGUUAUCCAGGUUCAAAGUAGCUCCACACUUCUAAUUGGUAGAAUCCGGAGAGUUUUUAAAACUACACAAGACGUUUAUUAAAAAGCGAUGUUUACUUCCCAUAGCGCCGCCAUCUUUAAAUAUUUCUCUUAGAAGUCACAAUAAGUCAACCUUCGAGCUCGAGAACGAAUAAGUAGGAUAGUUUUAAGCAGAUUGCAAAAUUAAUUUCUUGGAAAUGCAUGAAUUCCAGCUGUUGCUAAAAAAAAUCUGGUUACUAUCGAAAUCAGAACGCUGAUGGUGGAUUUAUACUUUAGUGACUUAAAAUUAAAGAUGGCGGCUCCCAGAGAUUUACCUACGCUAUGGGAGUUUACCUACGUGGCUUUUAUGAAACUUUUUUGUGCAGUUUUAAAGCUCUAAAUGCCUUUUUUUGAAUGUCAGGGCUUUCUGGAUUCUACCAAUGAAGCAUAAAGCUACAUUGAGUCUGAUUAACAGUGGAAAAAGUGAUUUACUGUUUCUGCAGGGUUAAAUAUGCCCCAUUAAAACCCAUUGUAAAGCCUGUUUGGUCCCAAAGUCCAUUUCACAUCAUAGUUCUCCUUUAAACACUAAUAAAAUCUAUGUUUAGAAUUGUUUAAAGUAAAUUACCACACUGAAUGUUAUCCAGGGAACAGUGCUGUUCUCAGAUUCUAGAAAUUUCCAGACUCUCAAUAUAUCAGUAAUUUUAUUUAUAGAUUAUUAUAUAUACAGUAGGUUUUAAUGCUUGUCUAAAUGCACCAGUCUGGUGUUUGGAAUUAUGUAAGUCUGUAUCACUCCACAGGUUUAAUACAUUAAUAAAGUAAUUUUUCUCUGGCCCUGUAUGUAAUAUAAGUGUUAAUAUGGAACGAAUAGGGUUUGGAUGCUCCCUGUAGAGAUUGGAUGGUGUAAGCCUGGGCUGAUUCUGAUUGGUGGGGAGGAUGGUGGAGAGUGUGUGUUGUGUAUGUGGUGUGUAUGUGGUCUGGAGCUCAUGCAGGCAGAUCAGUGUUGCACAUACUGUACGAAAAGCACAACCCCCUCCUCAUCCCUGGACUCUGUUCCUCUUGCUUUUGCUGCUCUAGGCAUUUUUUAAAUCAGUGUUUUUAAUCUGUACGAUUACCUGUAUUAGAAACCACAAUAAAACUAUAUUCAACACGA